AAAUAUUUGAAGAUUUUAAGUGUUUAGUUUAUUGUGAAACAAACGUAGAAAUAAGGCUGCAUACGUAUUAGCCAGAAGUUCUCACCUUUAACAAACUUGGAAGACCUAUUUUUUUUUCCCUAAAACAUACUUUAGGGACUAAUUUACACCUUCACCCAAACAAGAGGGACAAUUUUUGUCAUUUUCUCAUUUAUAAGUAGGAUUCUCCAUCUUGAACUUUUAGUCACAUACAUUGAAUAUUUCUACUAUGGCUUUGAUCAUGUGGACUACACUUAUAGUAGCUAUAGCCAUGUACAUAUUCCAUAAAUUACUAAACAUCAACCACAACAAAAAACUUCCACCAGGUCCAUGGGGACUUCCUAUUUUAGGACAUCUUCACUUAAUAGGCAAAAAUCCCCACCAAGAUUUUUACAAAUUAGCCAAAAGAUAUGGCCCUUUCAUGCACAUACAACUUGGAUUAGUACCAACAAUUGUUGUCUCAUCCCCUAAUACAAUUGAAAAAGUUCUCAAAACUUAUGAUCAUGUAUUUGCUAGUAGGCCUCAUCAUGAAGCCUCACAACAUGUUUGUUAUGGUCAAAGGAACUUGAUUUUCUCUAAAUAUGGUCCUUAUUGGAGGAACAUGAGAAAAUUGACUACUAUGAACCUUGUGAGUAGUCAAAAGAUUAACUCAUAUCAGCCUUCAAGAAAGGAAGAAGUUUCACUUAUGGUUAAAUCAAUUAAACAUGUGGCUGAUCAUAAUGAUCAACAACAUGUUGUUGCUGUUGAUCUUAGUGCGAAAGUUUCGUCAUUGAAUGCGAAUUUGAGUUGUUUAAUGGUUUUUGGGAAAAAGUUUAUGGAUGACGAUUUGGAUAAAAGGGGUUUUAAAUCUCUAGUUCAAGAAGUUGUACAUUUAGCUGCAACACCAAAUCUUGGUGAUUUUUUUCCUUAUCUUGGUGUUUUGGAUCUUCAGGGGAUUACUAGUAGGCUAAAGACACUUUCUAAGGUUUUUGAUGAGUUCCUUGAGAAGAUUAUUGAUGAACAUGUGGAGUCCAAGGAACAGAGGGAAACUAAGGAUUUUGUUGAUACCAUGAUGGAUAUUAUGCAAUCUGGUGAAGCUGGAUUCGAGUUUGAUAGACGCCAUGUUAAAGCUGUCCUAUUGGACAUGCUUAUGGCUUCAAUGGACACUUCAGCAACAUCAGUAGAAUGGAUACUCACUGAGCUACUUAGGCAUCCUCAUGUCAUGAAGAAACUACAAAAAGAAUUGGAACAAGUUGUAGGCCUUGAUAGAAUGGUAGACGAAUCUGACUUAGAAAAUUUGAAUUACUUAGACAUGGUGAUCAAGGAAGCCCUGAGGCUGCAUUCUGCUGCACCAUUACUAAUUCACGAGUCCAUAGAAGACUGUGUUGUUGAUGGCUUCUUCGUGCAAAAGGGAUCGAGGAUUGUUGUCAAUGUAUAUGCAGCGCAAAGGGAUCCUAAUGCUUGGCCUGAACCAGACAAGUUUUUGCCAGAGAGAUUUGUUGAGAGCAGUGUAGAUCUUCGUGGACACGACUUUCAACUUUUACCAUUUGGUUCUGGUAGAAGAAGUUGCCCUGGUAUGCAAUUGGGAAUCAUAAUUGUUCGCCUUGUGGUUGCGCAGUUGGUACAUUGCUUUGAUUGGGAACUUCCAAAUGGUAUGCAGCCUAGUGAAUUGGACAUGAGUGAGCAAUUUGGAGUAGUAACUUGUAGAGCAAAGCAUCUAAUGGCAAUUCCUACUUAUAGACUCCAACUAUAGCUUAUAUAAAUUAUAAGCAUUUUUUCUUGUUCCUACUAAUUACUUGUUUAAGGGAUCUGAAAGUUGUGUCAAUAUUCAAUCAAAGUCUAGUGAAUGUAUCUGAUGAUGAUAGUGAUUUGCAUGAAAGAUGCAUCAUUGUCUCGCAAAACUGUAGCGGAUCUUGGACUAUCAUUAAGGUGUGUCAAUAGUUGUAGUAAAAAAAUAUAAUUAUGAGGCUAAUACGACUAGAGUACACAACUUCAAAUAA
Solanum lycopersicum (tomato) is the source of this 1997-nucleotide messenger RNA. RefSeq names its product cytochrome P450 71AU50. Lineage: Eukaryota; Viridiplantae; Streptophyta; Magnoliopsida; Solanales; Solanaceae. Gene Ontology annotation, molecular function: oxidoreductase activity, acting on paired donors, with incorporation or reduction of molecular oxygen; monooxygenase activity; heme binding. The record is from RefSeq and is a predicted model, not a curated record.